Molecule: messenger RNA, 363 nt
Organism: Dipodomys ordii (Ord's kangaroo rat)
Lineage: Eukaryota; Metazoa; Chordata; Mammalia; Rodentia; Heteromyidae
Product: huntingtin-like
Exons: 2
Biological process (GO): microtubule-based transport
Cellular component (GO): cytoplasm
Source: RefSeq, a predicted model, not a curated record
UAGGAGUUCAACCUAAGCCUCUUGGCUCCAUGCCUGAGCCUCGGCAUGAGCGAGAUCGCAUGUGGCCAGAAGAGUGUCCUUUUUGAAACUGCUCGUGGGGUGACUCUGGACCGUGUGACUGGCAUCGUCCAGCAGCUUCCUGCUGUCCAUCAGGUCUUCCAGCCUUUCCUGCCCACGGAGCCCACAGGCUACUGGAGCAAACUGAAUAAUCUAUUUGGGGACGCCACAUUAUACCAGACCAUGACCACGCUGGCUCGGGCCCUGGCGCAGUACCUAGUAGUGAUCUCCAAAGUGCCCACCCAUUUGCACCUUCCUGCUGAGAAGGAGAGGGACACAGUGAGGUUCGUGGUGAUGACCCUCGAG